Metschnikowia bicuspidata var. bicuspidata NRRL YB-4993 is the source of this 3279-nucleotide messenger RNA. It is a transcript of the gene SEC8, whose product is annotated as exocyst subunit. Gene Ontology annotation, cellular component: exocyst. Gene Ontology annotation, biological process: Golgi to plasma membrane transport; exocytosis. NCBI's taxonomy places the organism in Eukaryota, Fungi, Ascomycota, Pichiomycetes, Serinales, Metschnikowiaceae. The transcript has 2 exons. The coding region runs from base 1 to 3279 and encodes 1092 amino acids. The record is from RefSeq and is a predicted model, not a curated record.
AUGUCAAACCGUCACCGUGCAACAAGCAUGGCCUUCUCAGGCAAUGUAUCGGAUGACGAGAUGAAGAAAAGUCUCCAGUCGUUGGCUGAUCUCAAAUCUGUUUAUAAAGAUAUACAUUAUGAUUGGCCGCAGUUGAUCCAGGGUGAGGUGACGCCGAUUGAAUUGGCAAUCUCGCUCUUGGACGAUACAUCUGUUGGUUUGGCGCAUCGAAAAAGUGAAUUCGAUGAGCUUUGUGAAACAACUGGACAGGCUCUUAAGGCAGCAGUGGUUGAAAACCACGAAACGUUUAACAACAGUAUAGGACUGUAUCACCAGCUCAUUUCCAUUGCCAAAGACUCACAGCUGGACUCUAAAGUCAUCAAAGAUCUUAUUGAGACAAGCACUAAGGAUAUGAGAGAUAGGUCUGCAUCCUUGAAGGUUUUAGACCAAAGUUCGACCAAGUACUCUGAGAUGAUCGAGAUUUUGGAUGCAAUGGAAUAUUUGCGUGACAUUCCAGCUCAAAUUGACCAGCUUAUUACCGAAAAAAAGAUUUAUGAGGUCUACGACGUUAUUGCAGAUGGUUACAAAACAGCUUCCAGAUAUAACUUGUGGUCCUUAUCCUCCAUGAAUGCAACACAAAAUUACUUAGAGGUGCAGUCAAAUAAUUUGUACGACAUGAUUAUUGAUGAGCUUCAAAAUGAAAUUUACCUCAAGAGCACUCUGAGCUCGAAGGAAUCAUGGAGCAAUAUGAUUCACUCUAACAAUCCAGAAAUCACCUCAUUCAUGACACUUGUCAAUAGUCUGACCACAUUGGAACUGUACAUCUACAAUCUGGCAAAUUUGGACAUAAAUGAGAUAUCUGCGUCCUUGACUGAAAACACCAAAAAGUUUUUAGAGUCGCAACUUCCCCAAUUGCACCAACAUUAUCGAAAAGGUAAAACCUCGAAACCGAAUUAUGCGCUUCUCUUAGAAUCAAAACUGAACCCAUCUACUGCAUCAUACUUCUACAUAUACAGGCUACUAUCUACGGCUUCAAAACUUAAUAAGCUACAAUCAGUGACUCAGAUCCUUUUGAAUUCCUUGCACCUGGAACUUCAAUACAUGACGAAUAAGAUCACAGAGGAAUGCAAACUGCUGAAUAUUCAUAAAUUAGCAAGACUAGAGAAGGCAAAAGUCUUAGAGCACACUAACUCACAGGAUAUUAUAAGUGGCCACGGUCUCUAUGACUCCUCUGUUCACAUACUUCAGGAAUACUUUGGUUCCUUCUUUCUCAGGUGUUUGAUAGUCUUGCUGAAGCAUAAAAUCGCCUGUGAAAUAGUCAAAAUGAUUCGCUCGACAGAUGAAAUCUCUUCAUACUUACGAAAAGGUUUGAACGUGGAAUCUGCUCAUCUGUAUGACUUUCAUACCACUUGGACAAUAAUGAGCAAGGAGAUCAACGAUCUUAUUGAAAUUUACAUACAUGGAGAAAGAACAGAUCUGAGCCCAUCGAGACCCGAUCUAGUGCCAAGUCAAGUAAAUCAGGUUUUAACAAAAAAACAAUUAUUUAGACUUGAAGACGCCACGGGAUCCAACUCAAAUGAAUCAUCCAAAGAGUUAAAAGCAGUCCUUGACGAAAUGUUUCCAGGCUUUCUGAUAAGUUCUCGGAAAUCACAUGUGGCUCAGCGCACUGAAAACUCGCCUUAUAUCACGACAGAAAGGUUAAGCUCCUCUGUUGACGCUUUGGUUCCCAGGAAUAUUUUCAACAUGAGAAUUAUUUUGGAAUACUUUCUUGUCUUCAUAAGUGGUGCCAACAAUCUUUUUCUCGAUUUCGAGAUUACAAAAAGCAUAAGCACUCCUCCUUUUCAGUUUUAUCAAAAUGUCAUGCAUAAGUCAUUCUUGGCGAGAAUAAAAGAACAAUUGAAUCUUGCCUUUGAUGGUUGCAUGACGAAUGAUAUGGGAGUGGAAUUGAGAAAAAGCCAUAAUAAGAAGACGCUUUGCUUUAAUCAGGAGAUUAUAUCUUUGAGCGAGGCAGACUUUGAUUUCGAUGAAUCAGAUAAAUCAAAACCGUCAAGAAAUCUCCGAGUUUAUUUGAAUGCGGUUCAGUUUGAACAGAUCUUAAGCAGUGCGUGCUUCACCUUGAAUACCUCUUUCAGUUAUCGUAAGGAGUUUAGUGAUUUAAUCCUUGAAAUACUCAAAAAAUUUUCAGGUUUUUACAACGAUUAUUAUCGAGAGCUUCUUGCCACAGGUGGAUCUCACGAUAUCACGGAAAUCAACCUAGGAAUUAACGAAGAACGAACGCAGCAACUGAGGCUUAAUAAAUGGAUGAAUGCCAUUGUUCUAACGAACUUGACCGAGACAUUGAUCAAAGAACAAGACAAACAAGAUGAAAAGAGCUCAAAAGUGUCAAAAGAGUGUGAUUUGAUGUUCUACGAAACUGUUUCGGGGCCACGAGCAUUAGAAGUUUCGAAAGAUGAUCUUUUAGACGAUGAUUCCUUUCACCAUGUCUGUGUUCUUUUGAAAACAUCUUCAUGGGUUUUAACUUGGCUCCCAUCCAUGAAAAAAGUCUCAAAUUUGAGUAGCACCGAUGAAGGUGAGUUGGAGAUCAACAAAUUGAGACAGAAGUUCAUCAUCUUAGAGAAUGGAAGGGCUCCAACUUCCGCGAUGAAAAAACCAUAUCAUGUUUAUUUGACGCUUGAUCUGAACUCGAUGAACGUUUUUAAUGAUGUGAUUAAAACAUUUGAGACAAUCAGGAAAAACGCGCUUAUUGCCUUGCGCUAUGAUUUGAGAUUGAAGACAAUGCAUCACAUCAGUCAAUCUUUUGAGGAAAACUUCAUUUUAACUACAGAACCUGCAGACUCAGACGCCUUCAUUAGUCUGCUCAACAGAGAAGUGUACUAUAUUGGAGCCAAGAUUGGCGAGGUAUUAAACACACAAGAAAGGAACUUUAUACUCACGGGUCUUUCGGAACACAUUAGCCGAGCUUUUGUAAAAGGCAGUGAGCUGGUGUCUGUCAUCAAUCAAAACGGCAUCAAGCGAAUCAUCUUGAAUAUCUUUACAACUCAACAAAUGCUUCGAAGUGUUGUGUGUAAAGAAGACAAAGUUGAUCUCAGUGACUCAUCCAGAUACUUCGAAAUGUUUACCUUGAGUGAGCAUAAUUUAUUGCAGAAAAUAUCGCAGGAGACUUUACCCUUUACCAAGGGCGAAAUCUUGAAUCUUUUGAGGUUGAUGUAUAGUGAGAAGCUAACGAGUGCUAAUGUGACCUCUUUCAACAAGACAAGGUAUAGCGAGCUUGUCAAAAAAGUCAGCGACCUACUCACAUAA